Dictyostelium discoideum AX4 is the source of this 1920-nucleotide messenger RNA. RefSeq names its product G-protein-coupled receptor family protein (gene fslM-1). NCBI's taxonomy places the organism in Eukaryota, Evosea, Eumycetozoa, Dictyosteliales, Dictyosteliaceae. The transcript has 4 exons. Bases 1 to 1920 code for a protein of 639 amino acids. Gene Ontology annotation, cellular component: membrane. The record is from RefSeq and is a predicted model, not a curated record.
AUGAAAUCAAUAUUUAUUAUUAUUUUUAUUUUAUAUGUUUUUCAAGUAAAUAGCCAAACAAUAUAUCCGAUUGAUCCAAGUGGGAAAUGUGAGCAAUAUAUAGGAGAUACACCAUCUUCGCCAUGUUCAAAAUUUUUAAAUAAUUUGGCAUAUACAUCAAUUAUUAAUUUUCUUAAAAAAAAUAAAAAUAAAAAAGAUUCUAUAUAUGUAUCAUCAAAUGCAACACAACAAAAUGCAAUGAAAAAAUUGGAUGAAUAUUUUGGAAUUUUAGGUGCUAUUGGUACAUCUGGUUGUAAAAGUGACUCAUUAACAUAUAAGACAUUAUGUUCAAUUUAUUUACCAGGAUGUGAAAGUUUUACAAAUAAUCAAACAAAUAUUACAAUUGCAAUACCAAAAAGGAUUUGUUAUAAUACAUGUAAUAAUGUUACAACUAAAUGUGGUGUACCAAAAUUUUAUUUUAGUUGUGAUCAAAUUGAACCUGUUAGUGGGUUACCAAUGUUUCCAUUAAAUUAUUCAGAAUUUAAUUUAACAAAUUAUGAUGUUGGUAAUCCAAAUUAUACAGUUCAAUGCUAUGGACCAUUAUCAGAUAAUACAAUGGUUAAUUUAGAUUCAUCAUAUUGUCCACCUCCUUUAUUUUAUCAUAAUUCAACUGAUCAUGAUGCAGAUUAUGAUAGAGGUUAUUUAUUUGUUUCCGAAACUAGUAAUUGUGUAGUACCAAAUCCCGUUCCACUUUACACCAAUGAACAAUGGGAUCAACUUUAUAAUUUAUCAAAUACUCUUGCAGUUUUAUCAACAUUUGGUUCAUUAUAUCUUUUAGUUACAUUUAUUAUUCUAAAUCCAAAAGUUACAAGUUUUGAUAGAAUGUAUGGAUUUUUUAAUGGUUCAGUUUUCAUGAUGAGUUUAUCGGGUGUAAUACUAUUCAUUGCAGGUGGACCAAGAGCAUUAAUUAAAGAUGGUGGUGCUAGAAUAUCAGUUUUUGAAGAUCCAUUAUGUUCAAGUACAGGUUUCAUUUUUCAAUUAUUUGCAAUUAAUGCAAUUUUAUUUUGGGCAUAUAUGGGAUUUGAUUUAUGGUGGAGGGUUAAAUAUAUUACUAAACCAUUAAAUAUACAAAAAUAUUAUGUACCAAUUGCAUUUACAAUCUCUUUCAUUUUUAGUGUUAUACCAUUAGCAACUAAAAAUUAUAGAAUGGUUAGAGGAAAUAUUCAUUGUUGGGUACAUAAAGCAGUAUUACAAAAUACACUCUUCUUUGGACCAUUAGGAUUAACAUUAACAAUUAGUACAGGAUUUAUUGGAUUAGUAAUUUAUGAGAUUUAUAAAAUUGUUAAAGCAACAGGUAGAGGUGGUAUUAUGAAAUUAGAGAUAAAACCAAUUUUAAAUAUUGUUUUAAUUUAUUUUUCAUUUGUUUAUAUAUUUGCAUUUAAUUUUCAUAAUGAUAAUAAUUCAAAGAAUACAUAUGGUAGUAUUGAUGAAUUCUUUCAAUGUACAUUAGAGAGUGAUGAUCCUUCAAAGUGCACAGUUGGUGGUCCAUCUAUAGGUUCAUUAGGCUAUUUCAUUUAUUGUAUUAGAAUUUAUGGAAUUUAUUGUUUCUUUUUACAAGGUUUAAAUGAGAGAGCUUUUAAAAUUUGGAAAAGAUCAAUUGUAUUUAAUAAUAGAUUUAUUUUAUUCAUUAAAGUUAAAUUAUUCUCAAUGGAUAAUAAUUCACCUUCUGAGAGUGGUAAUUCAUCAACAACUGCUGGUACUUCAACAACAAUUAACAAUAGUAAUAUAAAUAAAAAAAAUAAUAAUAGUAAACCAACUUUAUCAACAAUGGAUUCAAAUGCAUUUUCAAAAAAUAAUGAUUCUGAUUCAGAUUUUGAUGAUUAUGACCCAUAUCAUAAAAAACAAAAUGAUAUUGAAAUUGGUUCUGUUAAUAUAAAAUAA